This is a messenger RNA of Ambispora leptoticha, 573 nucleotides long. The record is from the annotation of a GenBank genome assembly. NCBI's taxonomy places the organism in Eukaryota, Fungi, Glomeromycota, Glomeromycetes, Archaeosporales, Ambisporaceae.
AUGGGUCGAGGCGAAUUUGGUCGUGGCAGCCGAAGUUUUGGUUCAGGAAAUGGAAGAAGAUUUGGCUCAUCACGAGGAGGGCGUGGUGGUGGAGGUUCAAAUGCAAAUUUUUCACAGGCGUUUCAAGGACCACCUAAUACAGUAACGCCAAUGGGCGAAUUCGUGCACGAAUGUGAAGGAGAAGCGGUCUGUCGUUCGAUAAAUCCGAAGAUCCCAUACUUUAACGCGCCAAUCUACCUUGAGAAUAAGACCCAAAUAGGAAAAGUGGAUGAAAUACUUGGUCCGAUAAAUGAAGUUUAUUUCACGAUCAAACUACAAGAAGGGAUAAUUGCGUCGUCGUUUAAGCCGGCAGACAAAUUUUAUAUUGCCGAUGAUAAGUUGUUACCGCUGGACCGGUUCUUGCCCAAGCCGCCUGUUGUGCGGGAUAAAGCAUCUAAAAAGCAAGGAGAUCGAGGAGGUCGUGGAAGUGGUGGUUUCCGAGGAGGAGGAGGAGGGAGUCGGGGUAAUUUUAGACGUGGCGGUGGGGGUGGAUUUAGAGGUCGGGGAGCCGGUGGAUUUCGUGGUAGGAGAUAG